AUGUUGAAGGACCUCCCUUAUAAAUUUACUUUAUCACUAGAGGAACUCCUUGCUCCACUAAAGUUAAAGAGUUAUAGCAUUAAGUCAAUAAGUGAGGAUUGGAAUAAUCAGCCACCUAAAGUGAAAAUUUUCUUUAAGGUCUUGGCAAAAGUCGCUAUCGAAAGGCAUAAAGCGAUGUAUCCGGAGUAUGUCUAUCAACCUCACAUUAAACAAACUGCAGUUUCCGAAGAAAACUUUAUUCAGAUUUCGAAAUUCCUUCCAAUCUUUAGUGACAUUACACAAAUUUUUAAAAAAAUUUCUGAUAUAUACUAUGAUGCCGAGUAUAACAAAGAUGAAUUAGAUCAGCUUAUUUUAGUCGAUGUUGAACGCCGUAAGCGAGAAAAUCAAAUCUUAAGAAAUGAUAUCGAGGAUCUUAAUAACUAUCUUAAAAGCAUAUAUGUAGGUGAUACGAGCAAACAAAAUGCUAGCUCCAACAUAGUUUGGAUGGAUAAACUUAGUCG
Molecule: messenger RNA, 500 nt
Organism: Dentiscutata erythropus
Lineage: Eukaryota; Fungi; Glomeromycota; Glomeromycetes; Diversisporales; Gigasporaceae
Source: the annotation of a GenBank genome assembly